AUGGGGGCGGUGCUGGUGCGGCGCGGGGGCUGCCUGCUGCUCUGGCUGGCCUUACUGCUGGGCUGCUGGGCUGAGCUGGGCAGCGGGCUGGAGUUCCCGGGCGCGGAGGGCCAGUGGACCCGCUUCCCCAAGUGGAAUGCCUGCUGCGAGAGUGAAAUGAGCUUCAACAUGAAAACGCGCAGCUCCAGCGGGCUGGUGCUCUACUUUGAUGACGAGGGUUUCUGUGACUUCCUGGAGCUCAUCCUCACCCAGGGAGGGCGGCUACAGCUCAGCUUCUCCAUCUUCUGCGCCGAGCCUGCCACCUUGCUCUCGGACACGGCGGUCAACGACAACCUCUGGCACGCUGUUGUCAUCCGCCGCCACUUCAAGAACACGACGCUGAUCAUUGACCGAACCGAGGCCAAGUGGGUGGAGGUGAAGUCCAAACGGCGGGACAUGACUGUCUUCAGUGGCCUCUUCCUAGGAGGGCUCCCGCCAGAGCUGCGGUCAGCGACACUAAAGCUGACGCUCUCCUCUGUCAAGGACCGGGAGCCCUUCAAGGGCUGGAUAACAGAUGUGCGGGUGAACUACACACAGACAUCACCGGUGGAGAGCCAGGAGGUGCGGCUGGAUGAUGAGCAGAGCCGGCUGUGCGCCAGGGACGACGUCUGCCUCAACGGGGGCGUCUGCUCGGUGCUCAAUGACCAGGCUGUCUGCGACUGCUCCCAAACGGGCUUCCGAGGGAAGGACUGCAGUGAAGAAGACAACUAUGUGGAAGGUCUGGCGCACCUGAUGAUGGGCGACCAAGGUAAAAGUAAAGGAAAAGAAGAAUAUAUUGCAACAUUCAAGGGAUCAGAAUACUUCUGCUAUGAUUUAUCUCAGAACCCUAUACAGAGUAGCAGUGAUGAAAUAACUCUGUCAUUUAAAACACUUCAGAGGAACGGACUGAUGCUUCACACAGGAAAAUCGGCUGAUUAUGUCAAUCUUGCACUGAAAAAUGGAGCUGUCUCCUUGGUCAUUAAUUUGGGCUCAGGGGCCUUUGAAGCGUUGGUGGAACCUGUGAAUGGGAAAUUUAAUGACAAUGCCUGGCAUGAUGUGAAAGUAACCAGGAAUCUGCGUCAGCACUCAGGCAUUGGACACGCUAUGGUAAACAAACUACAUUGUUCGGUGACAAUAUCAGUGGAUGGAAUUCUGACCACAACUGGAUACACGCAAGAAGACUACACCAUGCUGGGCUCUGAUGACUUUUUCUAUGUUGGAGGCAGUCCUAGCACAGCAGACCUUCCAGGGUCUCCAGUCAGUAACAACUUUAUGGGCUGUCUCAAAGAGGUUGUAUAUAAAAAUAACGAUGUCAGGUUGGAGCUGUCUCGACUUGCCAAGCAAGGGGAUCCUAAAAUGAAGAUUCAUGGGGUUGUAGCAUUUAAAUGUGAGAAUGUUGCAACCUUAGAUCCAAUCACAUUUGAAACACCAGAGUCUUUCAUCUCUCUGCCAAAGUGGAAUGCCAAGAAAACAGGCUCAAUAUCGUUUGACUUUCGUACAACUGAACCAAAUGGCCUGAUUCUUUUCAGUCAUGGGAAACCAAGGCAUCAAAAAGAUGCCAAACAUCCACAGAUGGUGAAGGUUGAUUUUUUUGCAAUUGAGAUGCUUGAUGGCCACCUCUACCUACUAUUAGACAUGGGAUCAGGUACUAUAAAAAUAAAAGCCUUGCAGAAGAAGGUAAAUGAUGGUGAAUGGUACCAUGUGGAUUUUCAGCGAGAUGGGCGGUCAGGGACAAUAUCCGUAAACACGUUACGCACUCCAUAUACUGCACCAGGGGAAAGUGAAAUCCUUGACUUGGAUGAUGACUUGUAUCUUGGAGGCUUACCAGAAAAUAAAGCAGGCCUGGUCUUCCCAACAGAAGUAUGGACAGCACUCCUCAAUUAUGGAUACGUUGGCUGCAUUAGAGAUUUAUUUAUUGAUGGUCAAAGCAAAGAUAUUCGACAGAUGGCUGAAAUCCAAAGCACAGCUGGAGUAAAACCUUCAUGCUCAAGAGAAACUGCAAAACCUUGCCUUAGCAACCCCUGUAAAAACAAUGGUGUGUGCAGGGAUGGGUGGAACAGAUAUGUGUGUGAUUGCUCUGGCACAGGGUACCUUGGCAGAUCAUGUGAAAGAGAGGCAACGAUUCUAAGCUAUGAUGGAAGUAUGUUUAUGAAAAUACAGCUUCCUGUUGUGAUGCACACAGAGGCCGAAGAUGUUUCUUUAAGGUUCAGGUCUCAGCGAGCUUAUGGCAUUUUGAUGGCAACAACUUCCAGGGAAUCUGCAGAUACCCUUCGGUUAGAGCUGGAUGCAGGACGAGUUAAGCUAACGGUCAACCUAGACUGUAUCAGGAUUAACUGUAAUUCCAGCAAAGGCCCAGAAACCCUUUUUGCUGGCUAUAACCUCAAUGAUAAUGAGUGGCACACAGUGCGUGUGGUGCGGCGAGGAAAAGGUUUAAAGUUAAUGGUGGAUGACCAGCAGGCUGUGACAGGUCAAAUGGCUGGCGAUCACACACGACUGGAAUUCCACAACAUAGAAACAGGAAUAAUAACAGAACGGCGCUACCUGUCUUCUGUGCCUUCUAAUUUUAUUGGGCAUCUACAGAGUCUCACAUUUAAUGGCAUGGCAUACAUUGACUUAUGUAAAAAUGGAGACAUCGAUUAUUGUGAGCUAAAUGCAAGAUUCGGGUUCAGGAACAUCAUAGCAGACCCUGUAACCUUUAAAACAAAAGCAAGUUAUGUUGCACUGGCCACGCUACAAGCGUACACAUCUAUGCACCUUUUUUUCCAGUUCAAAACCACCUCCCUGGAUGGAUUGAUACUUUUUAACAGUGGCGAUGGAAAUGAUUUCAUUGUGGUUGAAUUAGUAAAAGGGUAUUUACACUAUGUGUUUGACUUGGGAAAUGGUGCCAACCUCAUCAAGGGAAGUUCCAAUAAACCUCUGAAUGACAACCAGUGGCAUAAUGUCAUGAUAUCAAGGGAUACCAACAACCUACACACUGUAAAGAUUGACACUAAAAUCACAACACAGAGCACAGCAGGAGCCAGAAAUUUAGAUCUCAAAAGUGAUUUAUAUAUUGGAGGAGUGGCCAAAGAGAUGUUUAAAUCCUUGCCCAAACUGGUGCAUGCAAAGGAGGGAUUCCAAGGCUGCCUUGCAUCAGUUGACUUGAACGGACGGCUCCCUGAUCUCAUCUCAGAUGCUCUCUUCUGCAAUGGGCAAAUAGAAAGAGGAUGUGAAGUUGCAUUGAUGAAAGCUGAUUUGCAAGGCCCCAGCACCACGUGCCAAGAGGAUUCCUGUGCAAACCAGGGCGUGUGCUUACAGCAGUGGGAUGGAUUCAGUUGUGACUGUAGCAUGACCUCCUUUAGUGGACCAUUAUGCAAUGACCCGGGGACAACGUAUAUCUUUAGCAAAGGUGGUGGACAAAUCACUUACACGUGGCCUCCCAACGACCGGCCAAGCACUCGAGCGGACAGACUGGCCAUAGGGUUUAGCACUGUGCAAAAAGAGGCUGUGCUGGUGCGAGUGGACAGUUCUACUGGCCUUGGAGAUUAUUUAGAGCUGCAUAUCCACCAGGGAAAAAUUGGAGUUAAAUUCAACGUUGGGACGGAUGACAUCGCCAUCGAAGAGAUGAAUGCCAUCAUUAACGAUGGGAAGUACCAUGUGGUUCGCUUCACAAGGAGUGGUGGCAAUGCCACACUACAGGUGGACAACUGGCCCGUCAUCGAGCGUUACCCAGCAGGAAACAAUGAUAACGAGCGCCUGGCGAUUGCUAGACAGCGAAUUCCAUAUCGACUUGGUCGAGUAGUUGAUGAAUGGCUACUCGACAAAGGGCGUCAGCUCACAAUCUUCAAUAGCCAAGCAACCAUAAAAAUUGGAGGCAAGGAACGUGGCCACCCUUUCCAAGGCCAGCUCUCUGGUCUUUACUACAAUGGCUUGAAAGUUCUGAAUAUGGCAGCAGAAAAUGAUGCCAACAUCGUGAUAGAAGGAAAUGUGAGACUUGUUGGUGAAGUGCCUUCCUCUAUGACAACUGAGUCCACAGCCACCGCAAUGCAGUCGGAGAUGUCCACUUCAGUCAUGGAAACAACUACCACAUUGGCCACGAGCACCGCCAGAAGAGGAAAGGCUCCGACCAAAGAACCCAUUGGUCAGACUACAGAUGACAUCCUGGUGGCCUCGGCUGAAUGUCCUAGCGAUGAUGAGGACAUCGAUCCCUGUGAGCCGAGCUCAGGUGGGUUAGCAAACCCUACCAGGGCAGGAGGAGGAAGGGAGUACCCCGGCUCGUCCGAGGUGAUCCGUGAAUCCAGCAGCACGACGGGCAUGGUGGUUGGGAUCGUGGCGGCAGCGGCGCUGUGCAUCCUCAUCCUCCUGUAUGCCAUGUACAAGUACAGGAAUCGAGACGAAGGAUCCUACCAUGUGGAUGAGAGUCGAAACUACAUCAGUAACUCAGCACAAUCCAAUGGGGCUGUGAUCAAGGAGAAACAGCCCAACAGCGCUAAAAGUUCCAACAAAAACAAGAAAAAUAAGGAUAAGGAGUACUAUGUCUGA
This is a messenger RNA of Cinclus cinclus, 4539 nucleotides long. It is a transcript of the gene NRXN1, whose product is annotated as neurexin 1. The transcript is spliced from 23 exons. The record is from RefSeq and is a predicted model, not a curated record. NCBI's taxonomy places the organism in Eukaryota, Metazoa, Chordata, Aves, Passeriformes, Cinclidae. The coding region runs from base 1 to 4539 and encodes 1512 amino acids.